Lingula anatina is the source of this 1472-nucleotide messenger RNA. RefSeq lists its product as uncharacterized. Gene Ontology annotation, molecular function: DNA binding. NCBI's taxonomy places the organism in Eukaryota, Metazoa, Brachiopoda, Lingulata, Lingulida, Lingulidae. The record is from RefSeq and is a predicted model, not a curated record. Gene Ontology annotation, biological process: response to X-ray; DNA recombination; positive regulation of ligase activity. Gene Ontology annotation, cellular component: nucleus; DNA ligase IV complex; DNA-dependent protein kinase-DNA ligase 4 complex.
UCGAUGAUCGUCCUUGUCUGCUACCUGCUACCCCAAGUACCGGUUGUUGGCAAAGGAAUACCCGAGUACCGGUUGUUGGUAAUAAACACAAGUGAAGUGAAUGAAUGCGGAAAGAGAGCAGACAGUUUUUUCGUCAAAUAUAUUAUGUGUGAUAUGCAGAUUUUUUUCUGAGCGAGCAUUUAAAAUAUCUUACCCAGUGUUGAUUUAAUCUAAGACAGAUAAAAGCAUCUAGAACUGUACAGAAGAACCCAUGGGUAACAGGCCUUUCUACAGCUGAUAUCAUCAAGGUUUUUACAACUUGACUGUCAGACCAGCAAUAAAUGACAAUGUCCAGAACAAGGAAGACUUUUACCAAGAUCACCACCACUGACAAAAAAACUUACUUUUUACUGAGCACAGUUCAUGAUGAAGGCAAAGAGGGAUAUCAUUUGUUACUGUCAAAUGGCAAGCAAGCAUGGGCUGGAGAGUUAACAGAAGACAGUCUGGAUGAACAAAGUUCUGAAAAGAAAAUUCCUUUCCAUGACUAUGUGUCUCAGACUAAGAAAGCUCUCACAAGAGAGGAGGUUGGCACCUUUAACUUUAUCUAUGAAGUCAAAAAAGAAGAGGAAGGGAUUAUAAAUUUUAUUUGGAAGAAAUAUAUACCUUCGUCAAAAAUUAAAUUCCAAAUAGGUGAAGUUGCCCUUAUGGAAAAGGAAGACCCAUCCCACGCAAUACAAGAAAUAUUUAAUUAUUGUAUAGAAGGCAGAGUGGAACUACUGGAUACAAUUUCUUCUUUGAAGAUAGACAAUGAAAGGCUGUCUGGAGAAAGAGCACAAGCACUAAAGAGAUUAGACAAAGUUGUUUCUGCUAAAGAAGAAAUGGAGAAAGACCUCUAUGCAAAGUUUCAAACCAUUUUGAAUAGCAAGAAAGCAAAGAUAAGGGAAACUAAUGAAAAAUUGGAAAAUGUUGCUACAGGCCAGCAAGAUGGAUUAGAAGGUGGAGAUCAUGGCAGAGGAAGGGAUUCUGAUACUGAUGAUAAUAAUGACUCUGAUCAAGAUAUACCUGAGAGAAAACUGAACAGCAAACGGCCAAGGUUGGAGAGUGAUGAAAGUGUGACCAAAGAUGAGGAGAGAGCUUCCACUCCAACAUACAAAGGAAAGGGAAAGGGAAAAGGAAAAAGUGCUAAGAAAAUCUAUUCCCUGAGUGCAGAACUUGAUGAAAGUCUGGUCUUAGAUGAUGAUGAAGACACAAUUCCAAAGGAACCUAUUGGAAGAAAAAAGAGACUUCCCAGACGUGGUGAGAAGAAACAGACCCCUGCCAAACCCACACUACCCAAGGGUACUUCUAUGAAUCAACAGGGCAGGAUGGAAAGUCCAGUCAGCAGUCGCCGCCCAAGUCUAAAAAGAGGAAACACUGGACUCUCAAAUCGCUCAUCUGAUAAUCUUGAUGCUGAUGACUUGCUGGCAAAUAUGUAGCUUUGAAACAUGAAGUAU